CUGUCACAUACCCAAGGUAGAUUAAAAAGUGAUGUGGUAGCAGCCACGAAAGGUUGCCAACAGCAGAUCUGUGAGCCAGAGUGGUUUUCACCCCUCUCCUCGCGCAAAAACCGAGUUGAAGUCAGCGAAUCACAGAGUAGAUGCUUUGUCUCUCGGAUGUCCUCUGUAAAUACACAGUUCUUCUGUUGCUCUAUCUGUGAUUUUCGCAUCCCGUACGACACUAAAGGUCGCGGAUCAAAGUAUUUGAGCAAGGAAGUCCAAAUUCUCGAGGAUGCAUACAUUAUGCGUGAUCCGUUUGCGGAUAAUAAUUUGGGUGGAAUAAUUCUUGGUGCAGAUUGCUGCCUAUGCAAAAGAAUGGUGUGUGUUUCUCAGGAAAUUCGGCGUAUUCUCGUAUCAUUCCCACAGAAACCUGGUUCCAUGAAAUACGAAGAAAUCGAAAAUCUCGGCACACCUAACCAGUUCAUUUCGAAAUUGCUGAACGGGCCAAGUUUCAUCAACUCCAACGGAAAGAUUCAGAGUAAAUUUGUGAGUUUGUUCUUCAGCUUCGGAUACAAACUGCACGUUGCAACUAUGCAGAUCAACUGGAAAAACACAAAUUCGUGA
Molecule: messenger RNA, 603 nt
Organism: Fasciola hepatica (liver fluke)
Lineage: Eukaryota; Metazoa; Platyhelminthes; Trematoda; Plagiorchiida; Fasciolidae
Source: the annotation of a GenBank genome assembly